Molecule: messenger RNA, 2025 nt
Organism: Elephantulus edwardii (Cape elephant shrew)
Lineage: Eukaryota; Metazoa; Chordata; Mammalia; Macroscelidea; Macroscelididae
Gene: ODAD4
Product: tetratricopeptide repeat domain 25
Exons: 12
Coding region: 1-2025 (674 amino acids)
Cellular component (GO): cytoplasm
Molecular function (GO): protein binding
Source: RefSeq, a predicted model, not a curated record
AUGUCGGACCCAGAUACUGCUGUCUUGCGAACCACUUUUCCCUCCUACAUGGCGGAGGGCGAGCGGCUGUAUCUGUGCGGAGAAUUCAGUAAAGCUGCCCAGAGCUUCAGCAACGCUCUUCAUCUCCAGAAUGGAGAUAAGAACUGCCUGGUUGCCCGUUCCAAGUGCUACCUGAAGAUGGGAGACUUGGAGAAAUCCCUGAGCGAUGCUGAGGCUUCACUCCAGAGUGACCCAACAUUCUGCAAGGGGAUUUUGCAAAAGGCAGAGACCCUGUACACUAUGGGAGACUUCGAGUUUGCCUUGGUGUUCUAUCAUCAAGGCUACAAGUUGCGGCCUGACCGAGAAUUCAAAGUUGGCAUUCAGAAGGCCCAAGAAGCCAUCAACAACUCAGUGGGGAGCCCUUCUUCAAUUAAGCUGGAGAACAGAGGGGACCUGUCUUUCUUAAGCAAGCAAGCUGAGAGUAUGAAAGCCCAGGAGAAGCCUCAACCAAUUAGACACUUCUUACAAGACACCAAGAGGGAGAGCAAGCGGAAAGGUUCAUACAAGAGUGAGAAGACGUUUCGCCAGCUCCUGGGGGAGCUCUACGUGGACAAGGCGUACCUGGAAAAGCUCCUACUGGACGAAGACCUGAUCAAAGGCACCACCAAGCAUGGCCUGACUGUGGAGGACCUCAUCAUGACUGGCAUCAACUAUCUUAACAUCCGCAGUAACUUCUGGCGGCAGCAGAAGCCGAUCUACGCCCGGGAGCGGGACCAGAAGCUAAUGCAGGAGAAGUGGCUGAGGGAUCGCAAACGCCGUCCCUCACAAACAGCCCACUAUAUUCUCAAGAGCCUUGAGGACAUUGACAUGUUGCUGACCAGUGGCAGUGCUGAAGGGAGCCUUCAGAAAGCCGAGAAGGUGCUGAAGAAGGUCCUGGAGUGGAACCAAGAAGAUGUGCCCAACAGGGAUGAACUGGUCGGAAACUUGUACAGCUGCAUAGGGAACGCCCAGAUUGAGCUGGGGCAGAUGGCAGCAGCCCUCCAGAGCCACAGAAAGGACCUAGAGAUCGCCAGACAAUAUGACCUUCUUGAUGCCAAAUCAAGGGCCCUCGACAACAUUGGCAGAGUUUUUGCCAGACUUGGGAAGUUCCAGCAAGCCAUUGACACGUGGGAAGAGAAGAUCCCACUGGCCAAAACCACCCUGGAGAAGACCUGGCUGUUCCAUGAGAUCGGCCGCUGCUACCUGGAGCUGAAUAAUGCCUCGCAGGCCCAAUCCUAUGGCGAGAAGUCCCAGCAGUGUGCUGAGGAGGAAGGGGAUAUUGAGUGGCAGCUGAAUGCCAGCGUCCUGGUAGCACAGGCUCAAGUGAAGCUGAGAGACUUUGAGUCCGCGGUGAGCAACUUUGAGAAGGCCCUGGAGAGGGCGAAGGUCGUCCACAACAGCAAGGCGCAGCAGGCGAUCAUCAGUGCCUUGGACGAUGCCAACAAGGGCAUCAUUGAAGAGCUGAAGAAAACAAACUACAGGGAGACCCUCAAAGAAAGGAAAGAGGAGGCCAUGGACAUAGGUGAGAUCUCAGUGUUGGCAAGGACACUGAGUGAGAAGGAAAUACAACAAAUGAAAGAGGAGCCUGAGAAGGUGAAGCAGUGGCAGAACAGCCAUAUUAAUAUAGAUGAUGAGAUAGACAGGAAAGACCUGAGGAGUACUGGGCAGGAGCAGACAGACAGCAGGCAGGGCCUGCAGACAGGAAGCACUGACUCCUCCACAGAACUGGAAGCGGCGGAGAGCGGAGAUUUGGCAGACAUUGGCAAAAGAUUGCCUGGAGAAUUAAGCAGAAGAGAAUCAGGAGAAACAGACAGACUGAAAUCAGAAGAACUCUACAGGAAACUUGCAGGCAAAGUAGGCCAGGGGCUCUCCGGUUUGAGGAGAGAUUCAGAAGGAAGCACAAUGUCAGAAGUAGGCAGAAGAGCAUCCGUAGAACUGGAAGAGUCAGAAGAAAUAGGAAACAUAGAAAAUUCUGAAGAGAUGGAACAAAGUGGAGAGGAUAGAUGA